Molecule: messenger RNA, 1853 nt
Organism: Pecten maximus
Lineage: Eukaryota; Metazoa; Mollusca; Bivalvia; Pectinida; Pectinidae
Exons: 3
Coding region: 61-1026 (321 amino acids)
Source: RefSeq, a predicted model, not a curated record
GUCAUUGUAACAACGUACAUGUACUAGCUACCAGGAAGUGCUUGAACGAAUAACAGCAAGAUGGCGACCAAGUUAACUGUGUUAUUGUUUAUCAGCUCGAUUCUAAUCCUGCUGUUAACCACAGUUAUAGUGUUAGUGCCGAAUCUGAUUAGCUUCAAAAUGUGCCUGUCAAUGACCGAAAUACAGACCUUCAUGCAGAAAAUGCGUCAAGAACAAGGGACACAGGGACCUAAACUAACAACGGAUGGGCCACCAAGUCCCGCGUGUGAUUUUGGACUGAGUGUUUCAGUUGGAGUUUGGCGCUGUAAGUUUGCAACAGCUGUUCCAACAGCUCUGCUGGCCCAAGCUGGCCUGCUAGGCCAGGCAGGCCAGGGAGUUCCAGUCGGACCGCUAGGCCAAGCAGCCCAGGGAGGCACGGCAGGCUUACCAGGCCAGUUAAGCCAGGGAAACACGCUAUCGUCAUUAGCCAUGGUACCCUACACAUGGGAGGGUUCCUACAGCACUCUUGGGGACAAUGCUGAAACAGCUUUCGCCCAAGUGACAUCGAUGAUGGAUUCAAUGGGUGUUGGUCAUGAAUUUUUCGGAGAAACAGCUGCGGAAGCUCUUGGGGAUCUAACCAGAACGAUAUAUAUUCGUGUCGAGAUAGAGGUCACCAUGGCCGUGCUCUUUGCCUUCGUUGCUGUUGUAAUAACGUUCUUAAACAUGUUUGGGGAAAAGAAACAGACCAAACCACUGUACAUCACCUCGGCAGCACUAUGUUAUAUAAUCCAAGCCAUUCUGUUGGGUGUUGCGCUAGGUUCAUUUGCACAGCAACUUCACCAGAUCUUAGUUUAUGGACACAUAUACAAGUUGGUAACAAUAACCAGCCAGGGCCUCGGACUUCUGGCGCUGGGCUUCUCAGUUGUGUUUGCUGCCAUCAUCAUGGCCAUGACGCACCUAUGGAUGUUGGUCGGCCAUUUGAGUGGAAAACAGGUGCCCAGUUCAGAUGUGAAAUACAACCCCCUCACACAGAUUCAGGACGCAUGAACAGUACUAUCGCUGACCGCAUUAUCGACAUCAUACUAUAAUCAACACUAUUCAGAUUUAAAUAUAAACAAUAUCAGAGUGUUUUAAGUGGAUCUACACCAUCCGCCACAUUAUGCAAAUGAGUUAAAACGCAUGAAUAUACAUACAUGUAUAUAAUUAAAGAUUUAAUCAUUGGUCGAAUUUUAAACAAGCAAAUUAUGAGAAUAAGAUCAGAUUUAAUCUCGCGUUAAAUCUCGGAUGUGAAUUUUUUAGUGUAUAUUGAUGGAUCUAAGAUGAUAUGUAUAUUACGUUUAAAUAUAAAGCAAUUGAGGUGUUAACGCACAAUUUUAUUUAAAUAUAUAAGGAAAUAGAGCAGCGUCAUGUCUUUUGAACAUACUCCCUUAGCAUUGCCAUUCAUGUUUGUAUGAACACACCAGUCUAUUCUGAUGAUUUUGACUUCUACGUACUUUAAUUUGAAGUGUUGACAUUUAUGCUUGUAUAAUCACCGUUCUGUACAGAUUUUUACGCUUAUGGGCACUGUCAUUCUUCACUGUUUUAUUACUAUUCCAUAAAUAUUGUUUACUUCAAAUUAGGAAAACGUGUUAUGAGGUGUAAAGCUAAGACAAAUAUGACACGGUUUUAUUAAUUUUUCUUUGUUAGAUUUGAUGAUAAAAUAUCAUAUUAGCAUGCUGGACUCAAUUUAAAGUGAGCGAAUGAAUCUCAAACUCCCGUUCUUAGCCUCAUACAGGUCCAGAAGCUUUAAAUGCUGUUUAUUCUCUUGUUUGCCUUUUUACUAAUAUUUCAAUGCAUACUUUUGAAGGUAAUAAAUGUAACGUCUUUAUCAUUUU